This is a messenger RNA of Iphiclides podalirius (scarce swallowtail), 681 nucleotides long. Lineage: Eukaryota; Metazoa; Arthropoda; Insecta; Lepidoptera; Papilionidae. The record is from the annotation of a GenBank genome assembly.
AUGUCGAAGAAGCCGGCGGCGCAGCCCACGCUGCACAAGGUGAUAAUGGUGGGCUCCGGUGGCGUGGGCAAGUCCGCGCUCACGCUGCAGUUCAUGUACGACGAGUUCGUCGAGGACUACGAGCCCACAAAGGCCGACAGCUACCGGAAAAAAGUGGUACUGGACGGGGAGGAGGUCCAGAUCGACAUCUUGGACACGGCCGGCCAGGAGGACUACGCGGCCAUCAGGGACAACUACUUCCGCUCCGGCGAGGGCUUCCUCUGCGUCUUCUCGAUCACGGAGCCCGAGAGUUUCGACGCCACCCAAGAGUUUAGGGAGCAGAUCCUGCGCGUGAAGAACGACGAGAACAUCCCGUUCCUGCUGGUGGGCAACAAAUCCGACCUGGGGGAGAAGAGGCGGGUGCCCCUGGACGCGUGCAGGGAGCGCGCCCACGCCUGGCAGGUGCCCUACGUCGAGACCUCGGCCAAGACGCGCGACAACGUCGACAAGGUGUUCUUUGACCUGAUGCGCGAGAUCCGCUCGCGCAAGUCGGACGACAGCCGCGCCGCCAACGGCAACGUGCGCGACAAGGCGUUCCUGGCGCUGAUCCGCGCCAUGUCGCAGCAGAAGGCGGGGGCGGCGCCCGAGGGCGGAGGCGCCGAGCCCAAGAGCCGCUGCGCGCCCCCCUGCUGCCGCCUCGUC